GGCGCCAUGGACCUGGUCAUCACGCAGGAGCUGGCCCGCGCCCAGAGCCAGCAGGAUGACGCGUCCCUGAAGAGGGCUUAUGCGCUGAUUAAGUCGGCAAACCUGGGCAAAUCAGAGUUUGACCCCAUGGAGAGCUUCAGCCCAGACCUGUUUGUUUUGUGUGCAGAACAGGCGCUGAAGAUGGGGCACCCGGAGAUGAGUGACGACUGCAUCCAGAUGUACUUCAAGGUGAAGGGGCCAGUCACCCAGUUCCUGGGCCGAGCGCACCUGUGCAAGGCCCAGCUCUGUGCCCCCAAGUCCACCGAAAACCUGGAGGAAUUUGAAAAUUGUGUGACUCAGUAUAUGAAGGCAAUAAACUUUGCAAAAGGAGAACCCAGGUAUUACUUCCUGGUGUAUAACGCAUCGGUCCUCUACUGGCAAAUGGUGAGGCCAUUUCUCAAGCCAGGAUAUCAUCACCAUCUGAUCUCCAGCCUCUCCCAGAUUGUCAAUGUGUUAAGUCAGACUGAAGAAGAGGACAAGGAGUGGCGGGCAGAGCUGAUGCUGGAGCUUCUGGACUGUUAUCUACAAGCUGGAAAAAGGGAAGAGGCUGCAAAAUUUUGUGUCACUGCAGCACCAUUUAUAAAAGCUAGCGUGCCACAGAAAUAUCGACACAUAUUUUCUGUUAUGGUGAGACAUGAAUUAGUGGAUGAGCUUCAGUUAGAGGAAGAAAAGAAAACCUCCGCUAGCCUGGCUGUCACUUACCACAUUAAUAUGCUAAAAGCAAAAUUGGAUAAAAAUGAGUUACCUGAAGAUGUGAACUCAAUUCUGAAGAAGGCCUAUAAACAUUUAAGUUAUUAUAAUAACCAGCACUUCCCUUCAAUCAGAGAGGAAAAAAUUCUUUUGCUUUUUGAAUUGGCUCGUCUCUCUUUGACCUUGAAAUGUGAGGAGAUCUCCUCUGGCUGCCUCUCAGACUUGAAGAAUAUUGACAGCACAGAUCCUGGGAAGCUGAUUGAAAUCGAAUGCCUGGAGUACGAAUUAGAAGCUUUAAGACUCGAAAGUAAAAUUAAAAUCUAUGUCCGAGCAGCCGUUGAGACCCAGCUGAACAUAGUGCAGAGACUUGACGUGGCACUCCAGCGGGCCGUGCGGCUGGGUGAGCCCGGGCUCAUCCACGUGGUGUGUACCACCCAGUGGAACAUGUGUCUCCCUCUGCUGCAGCACAACCUGCGGCACCACCUGCGGAAGCCGCUGACCAACAUCGCGGACAUCCUGGAGAAGGUGGACAGCCUCAUGGUCCUGCUCCGCUGCCAAGUGCACAUGGAGAUAGCACACAUCGAGGAGGAUGAGCACCGGCUGGAGCCGGCCAUGCAACACCUGCAGAAGGCCAUGCUCCUGGACAGCCUCGGCCUCUACCAGGACAAGCUCACCAUGGCCUUGAACCGGCUGCGCCUGUGUACCAUGCUGUACCGGUCCCCUGAGCGUGCUGAGGACAAGGCCAUCAUGGCCAUUGAGCAGGCAAAAAAAGCCAUCCCAAAAGAUAGCGUCAGGAAGAAGCGGGCUCUCCUGGUGAAUGCCGGCCUGGCGCUAGCCCCCGACACCUUCCAAAUUGUGCUCGACAGUGAGAACGAGGCCAAAGUUUCCAUGGGGACAUCCAGGGGCCGGUUCACCUACCUGUUUGCGAAGGCGCGGCACCACAUCAUCAGCGUGGACAAAGCUGCUGGGCAUCUGCGGCGUCUGGGGAAUGAGAAUGACAAGGAGAGAAUCCAGAUCUGGGCGGAGCUCGCCAAAGUCGCCCGGAGCCAAGGCGUGUGGGAUGUGUGCCGGGCGGCGAGCCGCUUCUGUCUCCUGUAUGACAAUGUGAAGGUGAAGAAGCUGGUGCGGCCGAAGAAAGGAAAGAAGAAGGGUGGAGACAGCCAGGCCCAGGACGCCUGGGGCCAGUCGGAGGUCACCCUGCAGAGGCAGGUGUCCCCCAGCCUGCUCCGGAAGUUCGCGGAGGUGGGGUUCAUCAGUGCAGAGGCCACUAUCCAGUUGCUGCGCUCAGAAGGUGUGGACCUAAAUAACCAUCCGCACCCCCCGGAGGACCUGAGCCAGCACUCAGCCGGCUACACAGUCGAGUCCCCGGAGGACAACGCACAGUGGAUCACGUACCAGGCCUGGGUCGAGAGUCUGUCGCAGAGCGCCACGCACAGCUGGUUGCGGUCUGCUGAGAUCGGACAGGAGAUCCAGGAGGGCUGGAUCGUGCAGAACGCCGUGGUCUACGUCCUGAACCACAACCACCACCUCAUCGUGGCCGGGAGGCAGAAGGAGCUUGUGGACACCCUGGACCACCUCCUGAGCAUCGUCAAGGCCACGGGCCACAACGGAGACCCCACCAUGUUGGUGAUGCUCUGCAAUGCGUUGGCUCGAGGCUUGAUUCUUAACUGGAUUCCAGCCCAAGUGCCAGAAAAAUCUAAAAGACCCGUGCGCUCGAACCUGUUUCACAUACCACUGGACUCGGUAGCCAGCUCUGAAGUCAGGACUGCAGUGGAGGUCUGCGAGUUUGCCCUGAGCCUGACGGACGGGACUGUGCCCGAGGAGGUGGUGCCCACCAGCGCCCGGCAGCAGCUCAUUGCCACCUGGGUGAAGGCCAAGCAGCUGCUGCAGCAGCAGAUUGGGCCACGGCUGGGCAUGGACGAGCAGAGUCCUGACGAGGACAUCAACUCGGUGACGCGAGUCCUCGUUGCUCUGGAGAUGUACUCCGGCAAUGGGCUGGGCCUCAUGGACUUCACCGUGCCCCCCUUGGCCCAGCUGGUGCAGAUGGCUGCCGAGUGCCGCUGGUCGGACCCCCUGGUGGAGCUGCAGACCCUCAUGCGGCUGACCCACUUUGCGCACGCGGCGCACAACUACGAGCUCACCGUGCUUUGCUCGCGGAAGGCCGUCCAGAUGGGCAUUCGGUACCUGAGGGUGUGUAGCCCGGUCGAGACUGAACUGGUAGCGGAGAUGCUGAGCACCACAGCCUGCAUCCAGGGCAGGAGCAUCAUGGAGAACCUGAAGGGGAGAAAGCAGCUGCGCCUGGUGGCGGCCAAGGCCUUCAUAGAGAGCGCCAAGUUUGGGGGCAUUGCGAGGAGCAGCGCCCUGGUGAUGCUGGCCGUGAGGCACUACUGGAACACCUGGCUUCCGUUCCUGUCCUCUGCAGCCAACAGGAAGAAAAACAAGAACGUCAUACAGAGGAUCAUCAGCAUCAUCAAUAAGACAGAGGCGAAAAAGCAGGGAAAAGGGAAAGUGCUGCUUCUGCACCAGUGGCCUACGGCAGACUUCCACAGUGGAGGGAUGACAGAAGGUCAUUUUCUCCCAGGUGCUGAGGACGACCUGACGCUCCGUGCCGCGCUCUACGGCCUGCUCUUCCACUGCCACGCUGACCAUGGUGACUGGGAGGGUGGCCUCAAGGUGCUGGACGAGGCUGUGCAGGUGCUGCCACGGACGGCACACCGCCUCUUGAUUUUUAAACAUAUGGUCAUUGUGAAGGCCAAACUUGGCCAGAAUUUUACAAUGGAAAUACAGAAAUUCAAAGACGAAAGCGAAGAUUAUUUGGCACACAUGUGGCACCGUCUGGCCUUGAACUCGAAGAGUGUCUACGGAGAGCUGGUCUGCUACCACAACGCCAUCCAAGCCUUGCAGAAGCCAGAGAGCGAGUGGCAAAAAGUUGAGUACAUCAUGGAAUUCAGCGAGUGGCUGUAUUACAAACAGUUUCCUAUGGAAGACGUGACAUUCCACCUGAAGUGGGCGAUUGACAUCCUGCUGCUGAUGACACCUUCCAGUGACACACCUGAGCUAGCAGGUGAGGGUGGGGAGCACCUGUCCACUCAGGGAGCCCCAGAAAGUGUAGUGUCCGAGGACGCGGGGUCAGUCCCCUUGGAGAAGCUUCGGAACGUGAGACAGCUGGAGGCGCUGGCUCGCGCCUACACCCUGCUGGCCCUGAUGGUGUCCCCGAGCGCGGCCGGCUACGAGGACUACUGCCUCAUGGCCUACACGUACCUCAAGCGCAUCUGGCAGGUAUCUUUAUUAACAGCAGGAAAAGCAAUUUCAGAAAGUAAAAUUCUAGCAGCAACAGCUAGUUCACAUUUGUUGUUGCCUAAAAAAGAGAAGGAGAAAGGGAAGGACACGGGGAAGGACACGGGGAAGGACAGAGAAAAGGGCAAAGGCCUCAAGCAGAAAUCCUGUGUACCUGCUUUACAGCCUCAAACCACAGUUCCUGGCAAACAGCUUGAAGACUUACCCACAAGCAUAGAAGAAUGGGCUUCCUACUCCUGCCCUGAAGAAGUGAUGUCGGUGUUUAAACAAGAUAAAAGUGACUUUACCAUUAACCCAUCAAGCAUCCAGAAGCCGACAUACACUUUAUAUUAUCUGGACCAUUUGGUCAGAGCCCUGCAGAAGAUGUCCCUUUACGAGCUCACCAUCCCAGUCCUGCAGUUGGGUGUAGUAAUCGCGGCGUCUGUGGUAGAAAGCAAGAGCCUCAGAGAUCUCUACCACCUGCGACUUGCCCUUGCUUGUUCGGAUUUGAAAUUGCGAGAAACAGCUGCCUACCAUGAAGAGGUGGCCGGGCAGACAUACAUCUAUGAGCUGGAGCAGGCAAGCUGCAGAAAAGAAAUUGCCUUGAGAAAGGAGAAGAAUAAGGAACCACUCUUGGAAGACAGUGUGCCAACUCUGGCUGAACCCAUAACUGCAGUGGACCCAGCAGAAAUGAAGCCCCUCAUGGCCAAGGACAAGCUCCUGAAGAUAAACGGAGAGACCGGGAGGGGCUUGGAAGGGACAUCCUUCCCCCAGCUGUGGACCCUCAAAGCAGAAGUGCUGCUGGAGAUGGACCUGUACCAGCCUGCGAGGCUGCUGCUGUCGGAGGCCUACCUGGCCUUCCAGGAGCUCGACGACCCUUGUGCGGAAGCAAGAUGCCUGCACCUUCUAGCACAACUGGCAAACAAGGAGAAGAAUUAUGGACGAGCGAAGAAGAUGGUGGAGCAGGCGCAGCGCCGGGGGGGCGGCGAGGAGUUCUGGUACAGCUCAACCCUGACUCUGGCAGACACGCUCCUGGCCCUAGGAAGCGACGGCAGCGAAGUGGUGGCCCUCCAGUUGUUUCAAAGACUCAUAGAUACCUUCAGGGUCCUGCAGAAGGAAAGACCUAACCGAGUGCCCAUCUUGGAAUUUAUGGCCACAGACCUAGAAGCCAGAUGUGUGAGCCUCCGCGUCCGGGCCCUUCAGGGACUACUUGACUGUGAACGCUUGUUUCUGUUGACCGAACUGGAUGAUCACUUGAUGGAGAUUGAGAAAAAGUUGACCACCUGGGGCUACAGAGAGAAUUGUGUGGACAUAAAACUAGAGCGCGCAAAGAUAAAGAGAUUAUGUGCCCAAAAUGAGAAAAAUGAAGAGCAAAAAACCGCGUAUCACUUGGAGGCAUACGACUUGGUCCAAAGAGCUGUGGCUGAGGCGGAGGAGUUGUUCCUCAGUGUGCAGGGCUUACUGUCCUUGCAGGAGUUGCAGAACAUCAACACGCCUCUGAUGAGGAAGCUGGCGCACCUGCGGCUCAGCCUUGCAGAAGCAUCUCUGGACAUGCUGCAGCUCAUGUGGGCGGAGGCCCAGGCCCAGCAGCUUGAGCAGAGCUCCAUGGACAAGCUGCUGGGUGACUACCUGCAGAGAUUGAGUGACUACACCUCCAUUGGCCUGAGGUGGUUCAUGCUGAGGCGGACCCUGGCCCACGUUGUCUUGGUGCAGCUGGGGAGCCUGCAUUCACUGUGUGCUGGCUGCGUGGAGGUCCGUGCUCAGGUCCUGGGCCUGGCAGGGAAGGCCCUCCGCCUGCUGGCCGUACACGCAGACCCCGAGCGCCCCACCUGCUACUGGGAGGAGGGCCUCUCGGCCAUCACUGAGCUGAACAGCCUUGGGCAACUGGAGACCGUCCCAGAGGACAGGGCCGGCAACGAUCACUACGAGGACCUGCGGGCCUUGAGGGCCACCCCCAAGAAGCACAGCAGGAAGUGCUCGGAUCAGCAGAGGAGGAUGGUGCUGGCCCAGCGGUACCUAGCCCAGGCCUCCGAGGUGCUACUGCAGUGCAUGCAGGUCGCCCUGGGAAGCUGCCUCCUGGACGUUGCCGCCGCUGCCAGCCUGGACAUGGUGGAGUGCACCGGCGCCCUGGACCCGGCAGCCACCUGCCAGUUCCUGGCACUGUCUCAGAGCUGCCUGGCUUCAGAGAUGAUGCGGGAUGUCCUGUUCACGGCCACGGCCAACACCAGCAGCUCACAGCUUGCGGCCCUGCUGCAGCUCGAGCAUCAGCUGAAGCAGAAGGGGAGGGUGUCCACCAGCUUGUUUGCAAGCGUGGAGCAGACGUUAGCUGUCAUUUCCAAGGCUUGGCAAAAUCUAAGGGUCACUGAGCAGCAUUUUAACCUCCUGAAUGAAAUCCCACCUACCUUUCGGAUCGCCAUCCUGCAGCACUCGCCGGACAGGGCCCAUCUGUACUGCACAGCCUAUGAGAGACCCAAGUCCAUCCCCGCGGCCAAAGGGAAGGUGCUCCAAGUGGGAGGCUCCUGCAAGGUGACACGGGUGGCCGUGAACCCAGACAGCUUCUCCCGCCUGUUGGCCAGUGCCCAGCAGUUCCGGGAGCUGACCCAGGCUGUGGCGAACAACGAGGACCCGGCCCUGAGCUCAGGCACGGAAUUGGAAAGUGUGCACCUUGAGAGGGAAAGACACUCUCUGCAGAGAUUCAGUGAUGUCCUGGCAUCCAUGGAGGAGUACCUGAGGCCACUGUUCCCAGUGCUCAGCAGCCCUGCGGCCAGAACACAGAGUCCCACGCCUGCUGCGGAUUCCAGGAAAUCAAAGGGCAAAGAUAAGGAAAGGAAAGUGUCCCUGCCCCAUGUUCAGCUCGAGGCUGCAGACAACACCAUCCUCAUUGUGGACAAGGAUCUUCUGGAGUUGCCGCUGGAAGGCCUCUCUGUGUUUAAGGAGGGCACGGCCUCCUCCGUGUCCCGAGAAUUCUCCCUGCAGAUGCUGUGCAAUCGCCUCCAUGAAGAGGAGACAGCUGAGGGGACCGUGAAGGAGAGCAGAGGCAGGAAGCGGGGUCCAGCGAAGAAGGGACGGAAGGACGCUCCGCCCCGGCUCAUCCCCCCCGACUGCGUCGUAGUGGACGCCGACAACUUCAAGUUCAUCGUGGACCCUUACGGGGAGGCCCGGGGCAUAGAAAGGCUAACUCCUGUCUUCGUCACCCGGGAAAUUUUGGAAAGAUUCCGAGACACGUUCACUGCUCUCUGGGUGGGACAUCUGGGAAAUAAGCAAUUCCCCAGCCAGGCCGAGUGGGAGCAGCUCCUGGGCAGCUGCAGCGGCUUCUUCUUCUACGGGAUGGAGAGCUUCCUGUCCCACAUACUGGUGGAAAGGUUGGCUGCCAUGAACCUACGAGAGUGCCAGAUGAUGGUCCUGCUGGGCCUGACGCGGUCCCACGAGAGCAUGCGGCGGCACAUGGAGAACUCAGAGAACAAGAGGUCUGUUGACAGUUGGCAGGCCGAUCGGGAGAGCAGUCCGUCUCCUUCAGAGCAUGGGGUCUGGGACAAACUGCUGUCCCUCCCGCCACAGCUCAGCGACCAGGAGCAGCUGUGCGUCGUCCUCAACCUGGUCCUGUACGGGCUGCCACACUUGGCCAUCGGAGCGGCCCGCACCCUUUGGGAGGACAGUGUGCCCCUGUCGUCCCGCCCAGGCGCGCCCCUCCUGUCCCCGGUCGCCCCCGCCCACCGUCGGCACCAUGCGCGCGCGCCCAAGCCAGGGGCGACCACCGAAGGCCCGCCCAGCCCCGCCGGCCAGUGGCUCUCGGAGCCGCGAUACGGUGCAGGGACCCUCGGAGCCAAGACCCCGCCGCUAACUGCCCAAAACGAAAACGGACCCCCGAAGGACACGGUGCAAGCGGACGCCGGGUCCCUGUACAGAGCCAGGAGGCUCGCCUCCAUUCACACCGUCCAAACCCUGGCGGCCGGGGCCCUGCAUGUGGCCCCCGCGCGCCCUGGGUUCUGGAGCUCUGAGCCGGCUUGGUCCCCGUUCUCCCGGCUCGGGCUGCGCUUCACGAGACAGCGGCCCGUGGGCUUGGUCGUGGGGUCCGGGUCGAAGCCCGAGGCUCAGGCUGCCUCCCGGGAACCAAGCUGCGACUUCGCGACCAGGAAACGCCGGACCGAGAGGUCCGGACGGUCCCCGCGCCCCGACCCGGCAGAGGGCAGUGCCGCGGGCUGGGAGGGGACCGGGAACUGCCCGCCUGGCAGCGCCCGCGAGUCGCCGGCCUCGCGCGUGUCCCCGGGACGGGUCUCGCCACCGCGCCAGCAGUGUGUUGGUGAAAGCAGGGUAGAUUCGCGUUGGCCCUUCGGCGCGUGGACUACCGUGGACUACCGUGUUCUACGAGGUCCAGCGUCCCCCGCCCGUCCGCGACAGAGAACGUUACCCCCAAAUGUUCGCGGUACUCCUCGACACCUGAGCCCGGGGCGGCCGGAAGCCGCGCGGACGGCGUUGGAGGCCCUGGUCGGGCUCCACGACCGUGCCGGCUGGCUCCCCGCCGCCGCGCACCUGGGGCUCUUCACCGAACGGGGCGCACAGAGCGUGCUGAGCGGAUCCUCAAAUCUGCAUUCUUUCGGGCGAUAA
Molecule: messenger RNA, 8610 nt
Organism: Odobenus rosmarus divergens (Pacific walrus)
Lineage: Eukaryota; Metazoa; Chordata; Mammalia; Carnivora; Odobenidae
Gene: CFAP46
Product: tetratricopeptide repeat domain 40
Exons: 61
Coding region: 7-8610 (2867 amino acids)
Biological process (GO): cilium movement involved in cell motility; axoneme assembly
Molecular function (GO): protein binding
Source: RefSeq, a predicted model, not a curated record